AUGGGCAUCGAUCACACCGGCAUCGUCGUCUCCGCGGACAAGCACGCGGCCGCCGUCGAGUUCUACCUCGCCGCCCUGGCCCCGCUCGGCUACGCCAAGGGGCUCGAGUUCCACGACGGCGCCGUCGUGGGCUUCGCCGACACGAAGCUGGGCGGCAUCAACUGGUGGGUUACGAGCCGCGCCGUCAAGCCCGCAGGCGACAACGGCAAGGACAUCGUCCCGAGCCACCACGCCUUCAGCGCCUCUGACCGCGUCUCCGUCGACGCCUUCUACCAGGCCGCCGUCGCUGCCGGUGCCAAGGACAACGGCGCCCCCGGCCCGCGUGCCCACUACGGCCUCACCUACUACGGCGCCUUCGUCAUCGACCCCGCCGGCAACAACAUCGAGGCCGUGUGCCGUCUUGCCCCGCCUGCCUAG
Lasiosphaeria miniovina is the source of this 417-nucleotide messenger RNA. Its product is annotated as Glyoxalase/Bleomycin resistance protein/Dihydroxybiphenyl dioxygenase. The record is from RefSeq and is a predicted model, not a curated record. The transcript is spliced from 2 exons. NCBI's taxonomy places the organism in Eukaryota, Fungi, Ascomycota, Sordariomycetes, Sordariales, Lasiosphaeriaceae. Bases 1 to 417 code for a protein of 138 amino acids.